AUGAAGAAACAGCUCUGGUCCCUGGCCCGUCUGACCCUCCCGGCGCUGGGUUUCGCCCUGACCUCCGGCGGGGUGUGCCUGGCCUUCCUCCACGAGCUGAUGGUGGUUCCGAGUUACAUCAUGAUCGCGCUGGGCUUCGUGUGCAUGAUCAGUGGGGUGUUCUGGAGCGUGUUCCUCAGUCUGAAGAGCAAGAUGUACCACAGAGGAGCUCCCAGGCCUCGGAUACACGUCUUCACUAUAGACAGACCCAGAUCUUUCCCUCCAUCAUACGAGGAAUCCCAGAGCACCCAGCACUGCCGGCCCCUCGAGUCCCCCCCUGAGUCUCCCUCUCCUCUGGUGCGUCCCUCUGAGGUGGUGCUGACGGUGGCCCCUCCUCUCUACAGCCCCGACAGCUCUGAAGCCCCAGACUGCACCUGGAGCUGGGAGCCUCCGCCCCGAUACAGCCAGGUGGUGCAAUGUCCCACCCCGUGA
Molecule: messenger RNA, 471 nt
Organism: Boleophthalmus pectinirostris (great blue-spotted mudskipper)
Lineage: Eukaryota; Metazoa; Chordata; Actinopteri; Gobiiformes; Gobiidae
Product: transmembrane protein 252
Exons: 2
Coding region: 1-471 (156 amino acids)
Source: RefSeq, a predicted model, not a curated record